Molecule: messenger RNA, 618 nt
Organism: Xenopus tropicalis (tropical clawed frog)
Lineage: Eukaryota; Metazoa; Chordata; Amphibia; Anura; Pipidae
Gene: aamdc
Product: adipogenesis associated, Mth938 domain containing
Exons: 4
Coding region: 128-490 (120 amino acids)
Cellular component (GO): cytoplasm
Source: RefSeq, a predicted model, not a curated record
CCGCCAGCCAAUGGGAGCUGCGGGUUGUUGUGAUAGAUAAGGCUGAUAGAAGUGGCUUCCUGGCGCAGUUGAGCAGUACCAGUGGGACGGUGCGGCUCUGCUGCGGUGAUUGACUCUGCAUAGAGUUAUGACUUCUCCAGAAAUUUCCAAGAUCUCUUGGGGCAGCAUGAAGGUUGGUGGGCAAGUUUAUAAGGACUGCAAGGUCUGGCCUGGAGGCAGCCGAGCCUGGGACUGGAGAGAGACUGGAACCGAGCAUUACCCUGGUGUGCAACCGGCUGACCUAGAGGAAGUGGUGAAGAAAGGUGUGAAGACACUUGUAAUAGGACGGGGAAUGACCGAGACCUUACAGGUACCUGCUGCUACCCUGGAAUAUAUCAAAUCGCAAGGCGUUGAUCCCCUGGUCUUCCAAACAGAGAAGGCGGUGAAGGAGUAUAAUUCUUUGGUUUCACAAGGUGCCAGAGUUGGGGGAGUCUUUCAUUCAACCUGCUAAUCCCAAUAAGCUGGGAAUAGAGCAUGCUGGGUACAGAAAGGCCUUGUCUGUGCCAAUCACAGCUGACUUUACAUCUGUUGCUGAGACACUGCCUUGUUGUGAUAUUAAAAACAUAGCUUGAGUCUCAA